CGUGCAUUCCAAUUUACGCAAUAUGUGCAAAUGCCAAUAAACGCCGGACAACGGAGUUAGUGUGAAUCUUCCGUGUCUCUCGCUUUAUUACUGACACGUCACUGAGGUCAGGGAGACACUGAAGUAAAGAUGGCGACCGCCUACCAGAGCUUCAAUUUGCACACCACCCCUGAGAAGUUCUACGUCGAGGCCUGCGAUGACGGCACCAAUGACGUCCUGGCCAUUGACAGGGUGUCCACAGAGAUGACACUCACAGGGAGAAAGGACAUCCCUCCAUCAGCGGUCACCCGGCCCAUUUGUGGGAUCAUGGGAACUAUUCGGCUGGUGGCAGGGAUGUACCUCAUUGUCAUCACCAAGAAGAGGAAGGUUGGGGACCUGUUCGGUCACGCCGUGUGGAAGGCGGUCGACUUUGACGUCAUCUCCUACAAAAAGACCGUGCUGCAUCUGACCGACACUCAGACGCAGGACAACAAGACCUUUCUGUCGAUGAUCAACAACGUCUUGACCACAGACGGAUUCUACUUUGCCACUGACUAUGACCUCACCCACACUCUGCAGCGCUUGUCCAACACCAGCCCCGACUUCCAGGAGAUGAGUCUGCUGGAACGGGCAGAUCAGAGAUUUGUGUGGAAUGGGAACCUCCUGAGGGAGUUCAUCGCACAGCCAGAGCUACACAGGUUUGCCUUCCCAGUUAUCCAUGGAUUCAUCGCUAUGAAGUCCUGCUGCAUUAAUGGGAAGAUCUUUGACUGGAUGAUCAUCUCCAGAAGGAGUUGUUUCCGGGCAGGCGUGCGAUACUAUGUGAGAGGCAUUGACUCGGAGGGACAUGCUGCUAACUUUGUGGAGACUGAGCAAAUUGUCCAGUACAAUGGGGGAAAGGCUUCAUUUGUGCAGACUCGAGGAUCCAUGCCUUUCUUCUGGUCCCAGAGGCCCAACCUGAAGUACAAGCCCAAACCCCAGAUCGGCAAAAACACCAAUCAUUUGGAUGGCUUCCAAAGACAUUUUGACUCCCAGAUCAUCACCUAUGGGAAACAAGUGAUUUUAAACCUGGUCAACCAGAAGGGGUCGGAGAAACCCCUCGAGCAGGCCUUUGCUAGGAUGGUGUCCAAUCUGGCCAACGGCAUGAUAAAGUACAUAGCGUUUGACUUCCACCAGGAGUGCAGUCGGAUGAGGUGGGACCGGCUCCAGAUCUUGGUGGACGCCGCGUCUGAAAUGCAGGAUGACUUUGGCUACUUCAUGGUGGAUGCGGAUGGGAAGGUGCUGAUUCAGCAGGAAGGCACAUUCCGCAGCAACUGCAUGGACUGCCUGGACCGGACCAACGUCAUCCAGAGCCUGCUGGCCCGCCGCUCGCUGCAGUCCCAGCUACAGAGACUGGGCGUGCUGCACGUGGGCCAGCGCGUGGAGGAGCAGGCCGACUUCGAGAAGAUCUACAAGAACGCGUGGGCCGACAACGCCAACGCCUGCGCCAAGCAGUACGCCGGAACCGGGGCGCUCAAGACCGACUUCACCCGGACAGGGAAGAGGACCCAGUGGGGACUGGUGAUGGACGGCUGGAACUCCAUGAUCAGAUACUACAAAAAUAACUUCUCUGAUGGCUUUAGACAAGACUCUAUUGAUCUGUUCUUGGGGAACUACGCUGUAGAUGAGGCGGAUGGACACACACCGCUCCACGUCCAGAAAGACUGGAAGUUCCUGACGCUCCCUAUCAUCAUGGUGGUCGCAUUCUCCAUGUGCAUAAUUUGCCUUCUCAUGGCUGGUGACACGUGGACGGAGACCCUGGCCUACGUGCUCUUCUGGGGCUCGGCCAGCGCCACCACGGCCGCCGUCAUCCUCUUCAACGGGAAGGAGUUUGUGGACGCGCCCAAGCUGGUGCAGAAGGAGAAGAUGGACUGAAUGUGUGUGUGUGGAAAGCAGCUCGGUCCUGCAGACUCUUCCUCUGUCACCUCCUCCUCUUCCUCGUCCUCCCAGCUGCACCAGGCCUGGAGUCUGUACUGACCUGCUCUCCACACUGUUCUCACACUAGUUUUUUUUUUUUUUUCUUUUUUACUCCUGUUUCAGAGCUGCUGUUACUCCUCCAGGAAACGCGUGGGUGGGUGUGCACACUGUUAGUCUCUAUCCCAUAAGUCCUUGCUCUCAACCAGCACCAGGCCUGGUGCCUGUAGUCACCCUAUCCCUGCACUGUUGUUUGUUUCUAAUCCCACAGUUUCUUGCCCAAAUCAGCAUGCUCGUGGGGUCUUUACCAACCCUCUGUCCACACUAGAUCCUAUCCCAGAAUCCCUUUCACUCCUGUAGGAAGCACCUCGCUUCUCUGCCUCAUAUCUCACUAUUGAGAGAAACCUUGAAAAGGGUUGAACUAUUUGUCUUUCAUGACUGGUAGGGGAAGGGGUUCUUAUCCUCCAAAGAUAUUCAACCUGUAUUUCUUACCAUCUCAUUAGGAGGUAGAAGGCUCUUUAAUAGAGAAGCAGUCCCAAUCUGUAGGCUGCUGAGUGGAGUGGAUACAGAUGGGUUCCAGUUACUUUCUAUUGUAAUAAUUUCCAUAGAAUGCUUUUGCACUGCUGUAAUUUCAUAGGAAUAGUUCUUAAGUUAUGCAAAAACAUAAGCAUAUAACUGUAAUUGAGUCUAUAAUCCAGUAUAGUCUCAUAGUCUCACCAUGGUUAAGGCAUGAGAACAGCCUGGCACAUGCAUUACUCUCAUCCAAACCCGGAAUGAAUUUUUAAACUUCAAGUUAAAUACGGCUUUCUUUUGACUUCAUUUUUUAUUCUUCCUCUUUAUACAGCAGUCCGCACUGAAAGUGCAUAAUAGAAAUACCCCUGUUCAGCUGUAUGUCUCUUUAAGGAAAAUGAUAAACUGUCAUUCCUCUGCACUGUGAAUGUGGCUCCACACCAUACGCAUAUUGUGACAUCACUGUUAGAGGCUCCUGGAAGAACCAAUCAUGCCCUUCAUUUUUAAGGGGGAAUGUGUGAGAGAAAUGCAGAUGGAAUAACACUGUGCAUUCCGCGCACGAAUGGCACAAGCUUUCUGGUAAUAUAGUGUUCUUGUUGAAUUAGGACCAAUGUUUUUAUUUUUUUUAAAUCAGCUCAUAGAGACAUUGCACAGCCGUUUGGCCUCCACUAGGCCUCUGGUGCCCCGUGUGGCAGGGAGGUGGUAUGUCCAUUUUCUACCUGCGUCGUUCUCUCUCAUUCCACUGACUACAGCCUCACUCUGACCCCUGCUGCUCCUGGGAAAUGGGAGAGGGGUUUGUUGGGAGACUGGUUUUUAGGAAUUCAGUAAGUGCUUCUCAUUCUGCUACUGGCUUUCAGAAUGGAUCCAGACCAAUCGGAGAAUGUAGAAUAUUUUUACUAUGCUUUGUUCUGUCUCCUCUCUUGCUGUUGAUUUAGUGGUCCAAAGCGUGAUACUGUACACACGCUGUGUCGAGUGCAUCCAUCACGCUGUACUAUAGUUGCCAUGUUUUACAGUCUUCGGUAUAAAGAUGGUAUCACUUGCUUGUGUGCGUCGGCUAAUUUUAACCCUUUAGUGCACACAAUGUACUUUUUCAUUUACGAGGCAUACUUCUAUCCUUUGUUUAAAAAAAGGAGUUUACCUUUAUUUGCUAUUGAAAACAUUGCUUUAUUAAUAAAGGUUUGAUGCAGCUGAAUUUUAGGCUUGAUUGCUAAGCAACAAAACGAUGAAUUCUUGACCAACUUAAGCUUGUCUACUGUGCAACCUCUAUGUAUAAAUAUGACUUGUAAAGUGUACAUUUUAGGUAAUCUAUGUAUCAUAUACAUUUCCUUGUAAUUAUGUACUGUAUAUUUUACAUUGAGAUUUGUAUGCAGAAUAGUUGUCAAAGCAAGUCAUGCACAAUGAUGGCAGUUGAUCCACCUUUGCUUGUAAUUUGGUGACAUCUAGAUGCCAUGGAUACGAUUAAUACUAAGUGUGGAGUUGCAUCACUAUUGACAGCUUUGCUGCAUUCAAAAGAUUUUUUUUCUGAUUAUUUAGUUAGGUAUGACUUCAACAACGUAAGUCUGCAUUCUGGGGGAAAAGAUGAUGGGAAAAUAUUUUUUCUCAGUUUUAUUUUGCGCAAUAAUUCUCUCACCGAUGCGUUCUUUCCCCCCCUCUAUUACAAAAUGAACGCGUAACAAAAUUUAGCGAUUUAAAAAUGAGUGUUUUCCUUUUUCAUUUGAUAAUUAUGAAUCAUACUGUUUAAGAGGAAGGGUUUUCUUUCAAGUAAAUUUGUAAUAAAAGCCAUGAUAAGAUCACUAUA
This is a messenger RNA of Anguilla rostrata (American eel), 4237 nucleotides long. Its product is annotated as phosphatidylinositol-3-phosphatase SAC1-B. Gene Ontology annotation, molecular function: phosphatidylinositol-4-phosphate phosphatase activity. The transcript is spliced from 20 exons. The record is from RefSeq and is a predicted model, not a curated record. Gene Ontology annotation, biological process: phosphatidylinositol dephosphorylation. Lineage: Eukaryota; Metazoa; Chordata; Actinopteri; Anguilliformes; Anguillidae. Gene Ontology annotation, cellular component: endoplasmic reticulum. Bases 130 to 1890 code for a protein of 586 amino acids.